AUGAGGACUGACGUCAAACAUUCGACGUCAUCACAUUCUGAACCUUCACAUCGUUAUCAUAAUUUACUUUAUAUUCCGUUUGAAUCUGGACAUAAUGCAUCGUCAGGUAUAUCAACAUCAUCAACGAAUCUUGCCCCUAUUGAAUAUAUUAUAUAUCCUAUUGGUUUACGUCAGGGUCAAGUACGUAAAUUAGAAGAUGAUUAUCAAAGAUUUAUUCAUAUCUAUCAAGAAAUAAUUAUACGUUUGGAAAAAUUAGAAACAUUAUUAUCGGAUGCUGAACGUAUUCUUGAUUUAAAUAGAAUUUCGCAAGUUCAAGAUGAAUUACGUAGUGUUCGAACACAACUUGAUGAAUUACUUAAUCUUGGUCAAGAACUUGUAUCAAAAAGUGAAAAAUAUAGCAAACUUGUUGCACCUGAUAUUGAAAAUAUAACACGAAAAUUUGAAGAAUUACAACGUCGUAUACGAAUUAUUCAGGAUACACAAGAAAAACGUUUAAGAGAUCAACAAAUGACAACAACAGCAGCAACAACAACAACCACAUCAACAACAACAGCAGCAGCAAAUAAUAUUCAAGAUGAUCAUCGUGAUGAUACACGUCAAGAAUAUUAUUCUGAAAAAAGAUAUAAUCGUUUUCAACGUGAAUCUCGUCAUCGUUCACCAUCAGAAUCAUCGGAUAUAAGUACAACACAUGGUGUUAUUGAUGAAGAAUUUAAAAAAAAAUAUUUACGUUGUUUGGCUUAUAUGAAAUUAAUUGAACGUUUAUAUGAAAAUCAACCAGAAAGUGAUGAAGAUUCUGAAACAAUACAUCGACGAUUAUCUAGACGAGAACGAACACUUCGUGAACGUCCAGAAUAUGAAGAAAUAGAAAAAAUUAUACGUGAAACAGAAGAACGUGCUUAUGUUAUUGAAAAAACUGAUGUUGAACAAGCUAAUCGUAUACGAGAAAAAAUUCGUCGAUUAAGAGAUUGUUUGGAUAAUCUUAAAUAUCGUUCAAAUCAAUAUCAAAAUAAUGAUGAAAUUCUUCGAUAUAAUGAACGAUAUGAAGAACGUGUUCAAACAACAGAUAAAACAGUACCAAGAGAACGGGAAUUUGAUUCCGAUUUUAUAUAUGAUAUUGAUGAUACACGUUCAAUAUUAAGUGAACCAGUACCACAAUAUAAUGGUAAAUAUCGUAAAACUGUUCAUUCACUUGAUCGUUAUAAAACAGAUGAACAAACGCGAUAUAUUCCAAUUAAUGAAGAAUAUCAUUUACAACCAUUAUUACGUGUACGUAGUUUAAAAGCAAUUGAUCAUCAUACAUUAAGUGCACCAUCAUCGCCUGUAUUACAAACACGUUAUCGUUCAUAUGAACGUCCAAAUGCAUAUUAUAAAAAACAAUAUACAAAUCAACAAGGAUAUCAUGAUACAUGUCAUCAUAGUUCAAUAUCAAAAUCAGCUAGUAUGCCAAAUGGUGGUUUUCCUGUACAAGGAUGUUUAGUACAAACAUGUAUACCUCAACAACCAGUUAUAUAUCGUGAACGUGUUAUUGAUCGACAUGUUGCUGAACGUAGUGCAUCACGUGGAGAUUCUCAUCGACAACAACAACAACAAGAAACAAGUGGUACAAUGCAAAUGAAUUCAUCUGGUACAUAUGGAAAAACGCAAACACAAACACAAACACUUAAUCGAUCAUUACCUGUUCGUUAUGAAACAUCAAAUAUUACAAGUGGUACAUCAUCUAGUUAUCGACAAGCAAAUGGUUAUAGACAGGAACAAUAUCCAACAUAUUGUUAUAAUGAACAACAACAAGGAGGAGGAGGACGAGCUAGUAGUUAUCGUCAACAACCUUAUCCAAUUCAUAAUGUUGGACCACAUCCAACACGUAUUGUUUAUUAA
Messenger RNA from Rotaria sp. Silwood1, 1875 nucleotides. The record is from the annotation of a GenBank genome assembly. Lineage: Eukaryota; Metazoa; Rotifera; Eurotatoria; Philodinida; Philodinidae.